Molecule: messenger RNA, 1683 nt
Organism: Candida tropicalis MYA-3404
Lineage: Eukaryota; Fungi; Ascomycota; Pichiomycetes; Serinales; Debaryomycetaceae
Gene: PEL1
Product: CDP-diacylglycerol--glycerol-3-phosphate 3-phosphatidyltransferase
Exons: 1
Coding region: 1-1683 (560 amino acids)
Biological process (GO): cardiolipin biosynthetic process
Cellular component (GO): mitochondrion
Molecular function (GO): CDP-diacylglycerol-glycerol-3-phosphate 3-phosphatidyltransferase activity
Source: RefSeq, a predicted model, not a curated record
AUGAAGUUGAUGAUAAAUUAUAGAUCUUUUAAAAAUACUUUAUUUUCUUCUUAUUCUUCCUUUAAUGGUAAUUUCAUGUUUGCCCGUUUACAUCAUUUCUUACAUUCUUCAUUAACUACUACUACUACUACCACCACUACAUCUACUACAUCAUCAUCUCAUAGAUCUUAUACAACAAUGUCAUCUCCUAUUAACUCACUUACCACUCAGUUGGAUUCAAUAGCUCCACGAUUCUUGUUGAAAAAAGGGGAUAUAGAAGUUAUGAAUGAACCAAGGGUAUUUUACAAGACUUUAUUAAACAAGAUUUCUACUGCCAAAAGUAGGAUUUUUUUAAGUACACUUUAUAUUGGGACUAAACAACAUGAAUUGAUCCAAUGUAUUUCUGAUGCUAUGGAAAAGAAUGAUGAUUUACAAGUUUAUAUUUUAACUGAUGCUCUUAGAGGUACAAGAGAAGCUCCAAAUUUAUGUAGUGCUUCCUUAUUGGCACCUUUAGAACAGAAGUUUGGUAGAAGAAUCGAUAUUCGCAUGUAUCAUACUCCUCAUUUGGCUGGAUUCAGUAAGAUGUUGGCACCAAAAAGAAUUAAUGAAGGUUGGGGUUUACAACAUAUGAAAUUAUAUGGGUUUGAUCAAGAAAUUAUACUAAGUGGAGCUAACUUAUCCGAGGAUUAUUUCACUGAUAGACAAGAUCGUUAUUAUUUAUUUAAAGAUCAACCUUUAACUGAUUAUUAUUUUAAGAUUCAUAAAGCUAUAGCAUCAUUGUCUUAUAGAAUAGUUCAUACCUCCAAAUUGAAACAAGGUUUUAAAAUGACUUGGCCAACAUCUAAUGCAAGUGGUGAACCUCAUUUGAAUUUACAAAGAUUUAUCAGUGAUUCUUCACAUUUGUUAACACCAUUAUUGAAACAACAGCAAUUGAAUUCUUUUGAGGAGUUUGAUAAUUCUACAGAAUAUGAUACCGUGGUAUACCCAGUAUCUCAAUUUACUCCAUUAUUUCCACAAAAUCAAGAUCAACUGACUGAGAAACCAGCUAUAUUAAGAGUGUUAUCAUAUGGUGAUUCACCAAAGGUUAAAUGGUGGUUCACAGCAGGUUAUUUCAAUAUGUUGCCAGAAUAUCAACACAGAUUAUUAAAUGGUAAAUCACAAGGCACCAUAAUAACAGCGUCACCAAAAGCCAAUUCAUUUUACAAAUCACCAGGUGUUUCCUACUAUUUGCCACAAGCUUAUCUUUUAUUUGCCAAACAAUUUAUCGAACAAGUUAAGAAAUUGGGAAAAUCAACAUUGAUUACCGUAUAUGAAUGGCAAAAGGGUGUAGUUAACACUCCUGGUGGAUGGUCAUAUCAUGCUAAGGGGUUAUGGAUCACCGGCCCAAGAGAAAAUGAACCAAGUAUUACAGUGGUUGGAUCAUCUAAUUAUACCAAACGUGCAUAUUCCUGUGAUUUGGAAAGUAAUGCUAUCAUUAUAACAAAAGAUGAAGAACUUAAGAAGAAAAUGAAGGGAGAAAUAGAUCAUAUAAUGAAAGAUGUUAAAGAGUUGACUUUAGAAGAUUUUGCUCCAAGAUUAGAAGCCAACAAAGAAGAACAAGAACAACAGCAUUCCUUGCAAGAACCUAAAUAUAUUCUUGAUGAAGAUAGAAAAAUAAGUUAUGGUGUUCAUCUAGCUGUCAAGUUGUUAGGAGGAAGAUUAUAA